AACGACUUAUCUGGAUUGACGACUGCAUGACUGGGCGUUUGCGAAUUGUUUUGCUUGUUUUCUUUUUCCCAUUUCUGUGCUUUUGAAUGGUUCCUUUCGUGAUCACUUGGGCGAUGAUCAUUGACGACGGAGUUGAAGCUAGCUGGCUGGUUGCGACUCAACUUGAGGCCUUGUCUACUGGAGGCCAUGCAUGAUCUUGUUUUCAUUGUCUGUGAGGGAGUUGAUUGAAGUGGUGAAGGCGAAGGAGUCCAGUAUACAGAAUCAAGGAGAGCGACCGGCUGGCCCCCCUCAAAAAGUGGCGGUGGGCAAGUCGGCCAGGUGGCCAUCCGCCAUACCCAACCCAACGCCAGGCGUUCUUGAUGCCCGGGCUGGCCCACCCACCGCCGUUCCCGCGAUCAUUUGUUUCCCCCGUCGAUAUCCAUCCCUCUUCCCUGCUUUCGUUGCCCCUAUCUUCCCUCCCAUCUACCUUGCCCCCCUUGUCACCUUUCCUCCUAUGCCUGCCUGGACCCUCUCCCUACCUUACAUCUGUCUGUUGGAGAGAUAUUGGGGCCUACUUUCGCCCCUCUACUUCUGGUCCGCACGUACACUAGACAUGUCACACACAAAAAAAAAGAAAAUCACAAAAGACAAACACAAAAACCUCCAUUCCGAUAUCAAUGGAUUUUUCUCCUGCGAAGAUGAUGGACUUGUCUCUGUUAUAGUGAACCACUUUCCCCCUGCUUGAUACCCCCCACCUACAUGCCCUUCCCCUGUGUUUUCCUAUUCGUUCGGAUCUUACCCUCUCGGUCGAGCUGAUGUGUUUGUUAUCCUUCUCCCCCUCUUGCCCGCUUUCUCCCCCGCAUUUU
Molecule: messenger RNA, 845 nt
Organism: Aspergillus neoniger CBS 115656
Lineage: Eukaryota; Fungi; Ascomycota; Eurotiomycetes; Eurotiales; Aspergillaceae
Exons: 1
Coding region: 191-724 (177 amino acids)
Source: RefSeq, a predicted model, not a curated record